CACCACCACCACCACAACACCACAACACCACACAAUGUUGCGAUUUUCAAGACCCAGACUUGUCUCGCCAGUCUGCCGCCAGUGCGUCCGGCGCCUGACCUCCGACUCCAAGGUCUUCGCUGAGGGCGACACGGUUCUGCUGCGCCUCAAGAAGCGCGCCGACCACGAGGGCUUCAUCAUCAAGAAGCUCAAGCGCGGCACCCGCAUCGAAAACCAGCAUGGCGUCAUCCUCCACGACUACAUCAUCGGCAGGCGCGUCCGCGACGUCUUCAAUGCCGCCGGAGUCAAGCAAACCGAAUACCGCAUCCACGAGCCCACGCUGGAUGAGUACAUCCGCCUCGUGCCUCGCAUCGUCACGCCUAUAUACCCCAACGACGCCAACAUCAUAGUCGGCCUGCUAGACAUCCACGUCGAGCCGCCCACAGACCGCAAUGCCUCGACGCCGCCCAUUGAGAUACUGGAAGCCGGCACAGGCCAUGGCUCCCUGACGCUGCACCUGGCGCGGGCCAUUGCGGGCGCCAACCCGCCGCCGCCAACGCUGCUGGAGCCCGUCCCCACGGACGAAGAGGCCCCACACCCGCUGGAAGACGCGACCUACGACGGCAGCACGACGCACCACAUGGCGGAGCAGACGAUUGAGAGCUGGAAGCGCAAGCGCCGCGCGAUUGUGCACACGCUCGACGUGUCGGAGAAGCACUCGCGCCACGCCGCCAAGGUCAUCAACGGCUUCCGCUACGGCCUCUACACGCCACACAUCGACAUGCACGUGGGCGACGUGUCGGACUUUGUGCGGGGGCAGCUCGCUGCGCGCGCCAAAUCCGCCAAGCCCGCCUCCUCCACCACCUCUACCCCCUCUUCUUCCUCUUCUUCUAAGGCGGCAACAUCCCCCUUCCUCUCGCACGUCUUCCUCGACCUCGCGUCCGCAGAAGAGCACCUGGACGCGCUCGCCCCAGCCAUGCGCACCGACGCCAUCCUCGCCGUCUUCAACCCCAGCAUCACGCAGAUCGCCGACGCAUCCCGCGUCAUCAAAGCGCGACACCUGCCGUUUGCACUCGAGCGCGUCGUCGAGCUCAAGGGCAGCGACACGGUGCGCAACUGGGACGUGCGACUGACGAAGCUGCGGAAAGCGGGCGUGCCGGCCGAGGCAGCGCAGGCUGCGACACCGGUGCCAGAGGACGCGGACGCGGAAGACGGCGAUGCGCUGUCUGCGCUAGAGGGGGCAGAGACGCCAGAGCCAGUGCCCACCACCAGCAGUGCUGAUAGCCCGACUGUCGCGCAGGCAAAGGCCGUGGAGCAGGAUGUUGCGCGCCGGGAUGCGGAGCUCGUUGACGCGGCGGAUGAUCCGGCUGACUGGAAGAUGGUCUGUCGUCCGAAGGCGGGCGUCACGUUUGGCGUUGGUGGCUUCGUGGGCAUUUUUAGGCGGAAGGGCGAGUCAUAGUGUGUGUGAGUGGGAGGGAGGCGGGGGGCAGGUGAGUGGGUUUAGUGUUUAAUAGCUAGGGUGGAAGGGCAUGUGGAUGUAGAUAAAAUAGCUGAACCGAGAGUCGGAGAGCGCGUUAUAGACUAUACCUAUCAAGCAACAGCAACAGCAACAGCAACAGCAACAAUAGCAUCUACUCGUGUAUUUCAAU
Messenger RNA from Aplosporella prunicola CBS 121167, 1628 nucleotides. RefSeq lists its product as uncharacterized. Gene Ontology annotation, biological process: tRNA methylation. The record is from RefSeq and is a predicted model, not a curated record. The transcript is spliced from 3 exons. The coding region runs from base 35 to 1438 and encodes 467 amino acids. Lineage: Eukaryota; Fungi; Ascomycota; Dothideomycetes; Botryosphaeriales; Aplosporellaceae. Gene Ontology annotation, cellular component: tRNA (m1A) methyltransferase complex.